CGGUGUACGACAACCCUCGAGAAAGCGACCAACACAAUGGAAACAGAGCACCUGUCCGCUGUUCCUGUCGUUGACUCCCCAAUUGAAAGUAUGGUUUCAAUCGAUCCCCAAUACCAAGUCCCCAUCAUGAUCGUGGUGGCACUGUUAGGGUUCCUAGCGGUUCUCGGUCUCUCAUCUCUGUCGGUACAAAAGGCCCCCGUUGGAGAGGACGAAAAUGACGAGGUGGCAUCGCCUAAGCGAUCCACAUCCAAAGGCGUGACGACUCCCAAGCGUAACACGUCCAAGAGCGCAGACGACUCGGGUAUUACUCCACGUAGAUCGGCCCGCUUGGCACGACGAAAGGAAGAUUGAAAAGAGUAUUCAUCAUCUCGGAAAGACUCUCUUUCGUCUCUCUCUUGUACGUACGGGGAAUUUGUGCUGGUGGAUGUUUGUGCAAAAUAGUAAUAUUUUAAGAUCUAGUUGACUCAAGGGAG
Molecule: messenger RNA, 473 nt
Organism: Phaeodactylum tricornutum CCAP 1055/1
Lineage: Eukaryota; Bacillariophyta; Bacillariophyceae; Surirellales; Neidiaceae
Exons: 2
Coding region: 37-351 (104 amino acids)
Source: RefSeq, a predicted model, not a curated record